UUUUAUUGUUAAAGGAAUUCGAAAUAAUAUUGCAAGUGAAUUAAUGGAGCAUGGAAACAUUAUAUUGAAAAAAUGUAAACAGUUAGUUCCUGAUAUCAAAGAAUUAUUUAGAUCAUUAUUGCUUUCGAUUGACGAUGAUGAAAAAAUGGAAUUUUGUGAUUCUUUGCUUACACAAGUGACAGCAAUUAAAAAUGAAAAAAACGAUGAAGAUUUUUUAGCCUGUUUGAUGCCACGUAUAAAAUUAUUUGUUUUAGUUAUACACAUCUUAACAGCUCGUGUAGCGGCAACAUCGACUCAGGAGGCUUGUCAAAAAAUGAAAGAAUACAAAUUAAUAGAAAAAUGGACUAUAUUACUAUUAAGCUUGUUAUGUGACGUUAGAGUACAUCGUAAUGGUGGCGGCGCAAAGAAUUUUGAAUCGAUAUUGGAUGUUGUUUCAUUUUUGUUAGACGAAAUGGGUAAAAAUGCAAGGUUAUUGAUUAGAACACAUAUACACACAUUCCAAAUACCAAUAACAUGGGGUGAUAGGAUAAAACGAGUAUUGCCAUUGCCUGCGACCCAAAAAACCGUGGGCAGUGGUAAGAGAAAAUUUACAAUAAGUGAUUGCCGGAAUUUAUACGAAAGAGUUGAUGACGAUUCUGGUAUAAACAAUUCUUAUAUUGAUCUUAAAAUUUACGGAGCAAAAAUAUAUAAAAGGCCAAGAAUUCGAUUUGAAAAGGAAGAAGAAUUAGGAAAUGAUGAUUUAUUUGCAAAGAUCGAAAAGGUUUAUUUAGGUGAUUUAAUCCCUUAUCUACCAAAUAGUUUUCAUAGAGAUCAAUUUGAAAAUAUCAAAGAAUUGCAUUAUGUUAAUACAGAUUCGUCUGGAUUAUUGAAUAAUUUGUUGGAUUGUUAA
This is a messenger RNA of Entrophospora candida, 889 nucleotides long. The record is from the annotation of a GenBank genome assembly. NCBI's taxonomy places the organism in Eukaryota, Fungi, Glomeromycota, Glomeromycetes, Entrophosporales, Entrophosporaceae.